Leptomonas pyrrhocoris is the source of this 642-nucleotide messenger RNA. RefSeq lists its product as hypothetical. The transcript has a single exon. NCBI's taxonomy places the organism in Eukaryota, Euglenozoa, Kinetoplastea, Trypanosomatida, Trypanosomatidae. The coding region runs from base 151 to 642 and encodes 163 amino acids. The record is from RefSeq and is a predicted model, not a curated record.
AGUGUACGAGAAGAUACUUGAUGCUCUCUCCGGCUGUUCGUGAAAGUGGAUAGUUUCAGUAUUAUAAGCACAAUAAACUGCUGAGUGUGCGUGUGGGUGCCAGAGUUGGCUUGCAUUUUCACUAUCUAAGAUCUUCUUUUUCAAAAGAGAAUGGGUGGCAUUAAAGGUGGUGUGGGUAGCUUCCUGCUGCGUCGAACGGCAGCCAAGAGCAUCCGACAAAAACACCUAACCGGUCCGCAGUUCAACAAGCGUAAAACCUUUAUUUUCCCCAAGGGUUAUCAUCAGCUGCACCGCCGUGUUGCUCCAGCGCUGCAGACGGGCUCGCCGACGCACCAACGCGAGCACCAGCGCUACGCCCAUCUGCCAGGAGACGCCCGCACGCGGCCGAGCGAGGACUUCACAUUCAGGUCAGCAAACGAAGGCGGCCGCGCUCGCGCUGACAAAGCGAUGUACGCCUGGGCAAGGCGGGGAUCUCUGCAGCUGUACCAGAUGGGCGGUAAGCGCGAAACGUUCGUGUGCUACCGCUGCGGCUACCCGAUUCGAAGCGCGCUCGUCGCCAUCAAAGACGACAACUGGGACUACCGUAUGUGCUACUCGUGCUACACGCAAACCGUGACAUCCGGUAUGGAGCGAAACACGUAA